ACCACGAACAGACCACUUCUCUUAACGCGCAGCGGGCUUGCACGCAGGCAGGCGCGCGCACCCCGCACACGGCGCGCACUCCACCUCCCGCGGCUUCAGCAUCUUCACUGGCUGCCUGCGUCCGCUCGCAACUGCAAGUCUGCAACGAGAGGGUCAGACGGAGGCGCAGAGGCGGGCGGGGACGGAGACCGGGAGGGAGAGAGAGAAAGACCGUGAGAGGCUGAGAGGUGAGGGGAAGGAGGAGAGGAGGAGGGCGGCGGCGGUGGCCGGUCCGGCGCGGUGGAAUGCCGGCCGUUCCCGCGGCGGAUCGGGCUGUCUCCUCGGAGCGAUUCCUGGCGCGGCUGGCCUCUGGGCGGUGACCGCAAGGCCCGGCCCUGAGGCGGGCGGCGACCCCGAGACGGCGCUUGGGUUUUUUCUCGGUUGCGCUCUCUUGGUGACGCCGUGAAGGUUGGAAUUCUCUCCCAGGGCGCCAUCUCCGCCGGUUCCUUCCGCGUCCUGGACUCCUGGGUCGCCGCCACCGGGGAGGCGGCGCGCCGCGCGGCGCGAAAUGGACCUCGCCUCCGGCUCCGAGAUUCCGACCUGCAACGGCAACUUGCGAGGAGUGAUGCACUGAUGGAGACUCUUGGAUUAUAACUGCAUUUUCCCCUUAUUCCUCCUGCUGUUCCUAACAAUGUGGCAUCUGAGGCUUAUAGCUAUUUUUUCUGCUGCGCUUUUCUUUACGCAUCUUCCAUGUGCUAAAGGUGCUGACCUGAACUCUGAUAAGCAGGCCCUUCUUGCAUUUGCUGCAUCACUGCCUCAUGGCAGAAAGCUCAACUGGACCUCCACAACCCAAGUAUGCACAUCGUGGGUCGGGAUUACUUGCACGCCCAAUGGGAAGCGUGUACGUGAAGUGCGGCUACCUGCAAUAGGGCUCUUUGGUCCUAUCCCUGGGGGCACACUUGGCAAGCUUGAUGCACUAGAGGUGUUGAGCCUUAGGUCAAAUCGUCUCACUAUUAAUCUUCCUCCUGACGUAGCAUCCAUUCCUUCUCUGCACUCCCUUUAUCUUCAGCACAACAACUUGUCUGGAAUUAUACCAAGUACACUGUCUUCCAGCCUAACAUUCUUAGACCUGUCAUACAAUUCCUUCAAUGGAGAAAUCCCGUUGAAAGUGCAAGAUAUCACUGAACUGACUGCAUUGCUUCUCCAGAACAACUCUCUUUCUGGACCCAUCCCUGAUCUUCACCUCCCCAAAUUGAGACAUUUGGAUUUGAGUAACAAUAACCUGAGUGGACCUAUACCACCUUCCCUGCAGAAGUUCCCAGCUAGUUCUUUCUUGGGAAAUACCUUUCUAUGUGGAUUUCCAUUGGAACCAUGUCCAGGAACCCCACCCUCUCCAAUAUCACCAUCACCCCAAAAUGGCAGAAGAAGCAUAUGGAAAAAGCUUAGCCGUGGUGUCAUUAUUGCAAUAGCUGCUGGAGUAGGGGCCAUAGUAUUGCUUUUGAUUAUCAUUCUCUUGGUAUGCAUUUUCAAAAGAAAGAAAGACGCAGAGCCUGGCGCGGCAUCAUCUUCAUCCAAAGGAAAGGCUAUUGCUGGUGGAAGGGCAGAAAAAUCCAAGGCAGAAUACAGCAGCGGUAUUCAAGAAGCAGAGAGGAAUAAAUUGUUUUUCUUUGAGGGAUGUUCAUAUAAUUUCGACUUGGAGGAUUUGUUGAGGGCUUCGGCUGAAGUCCUUGGAAAAGGAAGUUAUGGGACUACCUACAAAGCUGUUCUUGAGGAUGGGACAACAGUAGUGGUCAAGAGACUGAAGGAAGUGGUGGCAGGAAAGAGGGAAUUCGAACAGCAGAUGGAGCUAAUUGGCAAGGUUUGCCAGCAUCAGAACACAGUCCCAUUGCGUGCUUACUAUUACUCUAAGGAUGAGAAGCUCUUGGUGUAUGACUAUGUCCCAUUGGGUAGCCUUUCUGCUGCUUUGCAUGGGAAUAAAGCUGUUGGAAGAAAUCCAUUGGACUGGGAAACAAGAGUGAAAAUAGCUCUGGGCACUGCACGUGGGAUGGCUUAUCUUCAUGGCGAGGUUGGCGGGAAGUUCAUCCACGGGAACAUCAAGUCAAGCAACAUCCUCAUUUCCCAGGAACUCAGCGCCUGCGUCACCGAGUUCGGCCUUGCCCAGCUCAUGGCCCCGCCCCACGUCCACCCACGUCUCAUCGGAUACCGCUCGCCUGAGAUCCUCGAGACCAAGAAACCGACGCAGAAAUCCGACGUCUACAGCUUCGGCGUCCUGCUCCUCGAGAUGCUCACAGGUAAAGCCCCUCUGAGAUCCCCCGGCCGCGAGGACUCCAUAGAGCACCUCCCCCGGUGGGUGCAGUCCGUGGUGCGAGAAGAGUGGACGUCAGAGGUUUUCGACGUCGACUUGUUGAGGCACCCGAACGUCGAGGACGAGAUGGUCCAGAUGCUCCAGGUCGCUAUGGCAUGUGUUGCUGUUGUCCCUGACGAGCGGCCUCGGAUGGAGGAGGUGGUCAGGAGGAUCGAGGAGAUCCGGAACUCCUACUCGGAGACGAAGACCUCCCCGGAGGACAAACCAAGGGAGGGAUCCUUCUGAUCAUUCAUCAGUAGCACAGCAAUAACAUGGCAUCUUAGAGAAAGAAAUAGGUUUGACAGCUCUGCAUUUAGUGUGUGUGUGUGUGAACCUUUGCAGUUGAUUCCUGAUCAUUCUUUGGUAAAAUUGUUUCCUGUUCUUAGUUCCAUGAUGUUAGCACUGGUGGUUGUUUUGUUUCUCUAGUCCUGCUGCUGAUCAUCGUGUUAAUUUGUCGAUCGUGCUGCGAUUCAGUUUGAGAAUUGAGACAACUUUUUAAAGUCUGUUCGAAUGAGCAUUCUCUCUGUUUUGCA
This is a messenger RNA of Setaria italica (foxtail millet), 2856 nucleotides long. RefSeq names its product probable inactive receptor kinase At5g58300. The coding region runs from base 671 to 2569 and encodes 632 amino acids. Lineage: Eukaryota; Viridiplantae; Streptophyta; Magnoliopsida; Poales; Poaceae. Gene Ontology annotation, molecular function: protein binding; protein kinase activity; ATP binding. The record is from RefSeq and is a predicted model, not a curated record. The transcript has 3 exons. Gene Ontology annotation, biological process: protein phosphorylation.